AUGGGUCAGGCAUUUCGUCGAGCAUCUGGCAGAAUCCGAGUUCCCGAUCCGUCUCCCAGUCCCAAGGUGGUUGUCGAUCGCAGGCCACCGGAAAGUGCCACCGAGAAAGUGGUGGAGGUGUCAAGGAGAACUACCCAGAAACUCGACAAUCAAGAUACACUUGGCGCUGCUGAUAAUCCAAGUUUUGAUGCUGAAAAUCCCCUUGAAGAACGGGAUCCACAAUUCGAUGCAAUGCUCAAUCAAAUGGUGGGAAGAAUCCAAACGAAGCCAGGAGGGAAAUCUGAGAUGGGUGAGGCAUCUGUAGUAGAAAGGCCUAACAAGCCCCUACCAAAACUACGGAACACACCUCCCGAUGCUGCCAGUAAGUAUGAGGAAAGAGCUGUUCCCCCGGGAACCCUGAACUUGGCACAACUCCGACACAUUCUCAAACUAGAUGCAGGCAAGGGGGAAGAAGGAGACAACCUCAAGUCGCCCGUGGACGCCCACCAAAUCGCUCAACAGUUCCGCCUUGAAGUCGAACAAGUUAAGAAGUUCUUGCAGUUUGUAUCACUUCCAUCGGAGGACAGCAUGAAGAAGGACAAGGAGGUUGAAUGA
This is a messenger RNA of Linum trigynum, 594 nucleotides long. Lineage: Eukaryota; Viridiplantae; Streptophyta; Magnoliopsida; Malpighiales; Linaceae. The record is from the annotation of a GenBank genome assembly.